Molecule: messenger RNA, 11669 nt
Organism: Hyalella azteca
Lineage: Eukaryota; Metazoa; Arthropoda; Malacostraca; Amphipoda; Hyalellidae
Exons: 42
Coding region: 62-11257 (3731 amino acids)
Biological process (GO): intracellular protein localization
Cellular component (GO): cytosol; membrane
Molecular function (GO): protein kinase binding
Source: RefSeq, a predicted model, not a curated record
GAUCUCUGCCAUUGAUUAUAAAUGCACUAGGUUUGAUCUCUUCUGUGGUGAUUCAGCUGUGAUGGCUGCAGUGGAGGCUGCAGACCACCAGCCUGAGGCUCGGUUUGUCAGUGGCCUGGAACUGUAUCAACAACUGAAGCCAGCGCACGUGAAGCUGCAAGAAUUAUAUGAACAGUUACUCUCUGACCGACUUUCCUUCUUGGCAUACCCAGACUCGUCGCACGCGGCCCGACAUGCGCUCGCCUGCCAGACCUACGUCCGGUCGCUGCUCUGCCUCACGCGUCCUGCCCAGGGGCGGCUAGCUGCUCUUCUCGGACAAGCAUGUGCCGCCGACCUGAGCCGUGACCUGAUGAUGGACUUGUUCCUCCACGUCAUUCACUUCAACAAGACUGAACCCGCUGCUGGCGCUCAACCAAAGUCUGCAAUCGAGGCUCAUUUCUUGAAGAACAUGGCGUCUCAUUUCCAAGAUUAUUUGAACGCAGCCUUAGGCGAGGACCUGCAGGAAUACUACAUGGAUGAUUAUUCCUCUCGAAUUGUCAUGAGUUGUGCUUCGAACUAUCACGCAAAAGUUGAAAAUUCCUUGAAAUCCAUCGAAAAGUCGUUCGAAGACGCAAAGAAAAAUAAAGUUGGCGAGCUUAUUGCCUACGAUGGCAAGAUGAUAUCGAAGAAAAUCCAGUUACCUGAAGUUGGAGUUCUCGUUUGUGAGAUGGAGACUACUUCGGAGGCAUCAGAUCUGGUGUCAUACCUGCAAUCCUUCUUACCCGUGUACGACGGCGCAUACCCGAACACAGUCACCGACUACAUCAAGCAGUACGGUGCUGAGAUCAUCGUUGCACUCGACAAGCUCGAGAACCAAGUGUUGUCUGUGGAAGUGAGUAGCGUGAUGCUCUCCAUUUACUUGGAGAUUCAAAGUUUCAUCGCCGCCACUAACGACUUGGACAUUCCCUCAAUGAAUCGCAAAGACAGUUGUUUGAGUCCUCGUUUUUCUCUCGAAUUGAAGGAUAUUGUAUCUAUUCUGACAGCUGACGGACACAGAAAGUUAUCCGUGGGCCAAUGUCACUCUUGCAGUGCCCUGAGAGACAUGAAUUCAAUCUCAGCGUACCAAGACUAUGCAAAGAACGAAUCUUCCUUUAAACUACUUGAUGAAUCAAAAUUGAAAGAUGCCGGCCUCUCGCAAAAUCUUCAUUUUUACCUCGAGUCUCUGUGUAUGAAAAUGAUCAUUUCGUUGACGGAAACGGCAGUUAUGACUGCUCUUGAACGCAGGAGCUCAACGGCGGACAAUCAGGGUCUAAAGAUCAUAUCGAAGACGCUGGGCGAUCUGGUUGAAAGGCUCUCCAGCAAAGACUCUUCGAAAUACGAAGAAUGUAAGAAGGGUUGCGAUAAAUUCUAUUGCUCCCUCGCUAAGUACUUUUUCCUUCCGGUAUGCGUUCACCUAAACGAACUUCGUCAAGGUGACUUUGGUAAACUAUUCUUCCGCAAAAUGGAACAUCUCUUACGGAAGUUGUGCUUGCUGCCUAUGUAUUCAGAAGUGACGGCAUCUGAAACAGUACCGUACAUUGGCUUGACCGAAAAGCUGGCCGUCUGUACGUUCUCUGUGCUAAACCAUUUCUCGUCAACGAACAACCAGAGCCAAUACAUAAUGUGGUUCUUUGAGGCCAAACUGCCGGUCCUAAUGGAUUCGGUCUUCCUACACGUUUCGGAGGAAGUCACUGGAACCCUCGCUCCGUUGUUGCGGUCUAUAAUUACCAACGUGAAGAGAAUACGUGCGACAAUUGACACUAAUGGCAACGAAGAUUCUUCAGAGAAGAGUCAUCAUCACGUUGGGGAUGAACUCUCACCAUUGUUCGUGGACAUUUAUCAUCCUAGAAUAUGUAAAGUAAGCGCUUUCGCAUGCAUGCUAUUGAGCCUGUACUCGUGCUUCGACUCAGAAGCGAGUGCCUUGACUUGUCUUGAAGAGCUGUCAGAAGCAGGUUUGUGCUGCUGCAUGACAAGCAACACAAUACUUGAUAAACUCUUGACCAACAUAGGUGAGAAGAAGACUGUGAUAAUAGAGAGAACGUUGGACCUCAUAAAGCUGACAGUGAUGCAGAGUCUCAACGGUAUUUCUUUGUUGAAGAAAGAAAAUUGUUUUCAGUGCAACCUAAUAGAAAUUCGGAAAUCUGUUUACAUCGAACAGGACAUGGAAGGCUUUGUGCUGUUGCAGUUGAAGACAGAGGAUGACGCCAAACUAGUUAAAUUUCAGGCUAGUAAUCAAAUAGUAAGAAAAUUGGCCAGUGUGGACUCCUUAUCGUACGUUGAUCUCAAAUGGGCUGGCCUGAUGAAUUACAAAACGGCCGUUGGGUCCUCCUUGAACAUGAGUUUGCAUAACCAUUUGUUAUAUCUAGUUUGGUUCUGUCCACAAAAUAUAAGGAGUUUCCUUUUUGAGCACGUCUAUCGGGACUUCAUCGAGCGAACUUUGAAAACCAGCUUCUGCACUCAGAACAGCUUGAACCUCCCUGAGAACGUAAGCGCUCUCACCGCGUCAUUCACCGCUGUGAGCUCUUGUCUUUUAACAGACAAGAGCGCUAGGCUCGCAUUAACAGACAGCCAGUGGCAGGCAUGGAGUCACUUCUUCAUCGGCAGCAGUCGGACGAAAAGUUUGCUUCUUGCGAGGGCCUGCUACGCCUUCGGAUGUAUAGUCCUCUGCUUCGAGCUACCAGAUCUGAGAAUGCCCGUCAGCGGCGACGCGUCUGAGCGUCAUCCUGCUAGUUUCUUCAACGUGGAGGAUAAAAUGGUAGAAGCUCAGCAGACCUUCUUUAAAUGCGUGAACAGUGACGUCAAGGACGAAGCGGCUCUGCACGAUGCGCUCGACUCAAUGCUCAUCACCUGGUCCGUGCUGGACGAGCUCAACGGUGUGCCGCUCUUCAAUAACUACAUAGAGCAGCGAAUGUUGCUCGACGAGAACGGCUCCUUGGUGCCCUUGAAACUCGUCAUCGCCGUGCUGCGCGUCUUGGCUGAUCCCAACCAUUGGGUGCGGUCCUUGUUGCUCAAUCUUCGGCUUCACGACACCUGCGCGCUCAUCAAGUCGUGGCUGUCCGUUGCCGUAGGACUGCGUCCACGCAGUGAGGAGAGAAAUUUGAUGCUUUCACGGCUGCGGGAGUGUCUGAUAAGACCUGAGCUGAUGGCGCUGCACACGGCGCUGCUCGCGCCUGUCUUCACCGCCCUUAUUGACGUCAACUACUCCACCAUCCUGGAAGUCAAGGGUGGCGUGGUAGAGACCGUGUGCGGUAGAACUGCGGACCACAACACCGUGACGGGCGGUAACUUGGUCACGGACGUGUCUUCUGUAGCACACACGACAUCGCCUUGUUCAGCCGCAGAGAUCUUCGACCCCGUGCCCAUCCUGCUAAAGUCAAUGUCCCUCAUUGAUGAUAGAGGUCCGCAGACGCAACGGAAGCAACUAUUCCCAGAGCUAGUACCGCUGGUGCUUCACUGCCUCAUCGAGCACCACAAAGCAUUUCUAGCUCGACAGGACUCGGCCGAGCCUGAAGUGGCAACUCCCGAUGUCCAAGUCCUCCCUGAUACUGUUGACGAUGGCAUACUAGCCAAAGCCCUAGGUUCCUGGUGGUCCCAAAGUGCGACUCCUAUAGUAGAACCCCAACCAUCGACUAAAAAAGCCGAGAGCAAAGGAAAAACGCGUGCCUUCCCAGCGCCUCACGGCCGUGGUCUCGAAAGAGUGCUGGAGAAAAUCCUAUUUCUCUGCGAGGAAAAUGGAGCUGUGGAACAAGCUAUGAUAAGUGCGAACUGCCUGGGCGUCACCCUCGAUGGCUUCUCGCGCAUCAUGAAGGACUCUGUUUCUUAUCAAGGAGCGGCGACGUAUGCGUUGCGGCUGUGGACGCGGCUGGCCCAGACACGCGUCACCGCCGGCGAGCUGAAGCAGUUCCUUAGCCUCUUCAUGGGUCGCAAUCCUCCUGUCGAUGAACUACUAGUUGCUUUGAGUAAGCUCCUCGAAACGACCUUGGAAGUGCCGCAAUACGAGCUCAUUUUUAGUGUUGUGAAUGAUACACGGUCGGAGCCGCAAUGCCCGCUGCAUGGCUGGAACAUUUUCGAUAUGCUCGGCAACUCUAAGCCUGUUGAACAGUCGCCGGCAGCUAACCAAAUACCACCUCACGGUCUGCUUUCCAAAGCAAUUUCUCUCGAUGAAGUUGAGAAGAGUCUGUUGGAAUUGCGCAUCAACUCCGUAGAUACUGGAUGCGUUUAUUCUGGCCUGGUGAGAAGUCGCAUAGCGUGCGUGAUGAGCAGCAACUGCACAGACUGGCUUCCCCUUAAAGAUAGCACCACUGCCAUCUUCUGGAUCAAAUUGAACCCUGCCAAAAGGCCCGAUGGAGUUCUGGAUCUUGACCGUAUGACAUAUACUGAUGAAGAGAAGGCUGUGAAUAUUCAUCUUUUCAGUUUUGGGGUGAAGAAGUUUACCGUCUCUGCCUUCAUUAAUGCCAUGACGGGAUUUUGCUCGAUUGAGCUGGUCUCGAACUCUAGUCCAGACGAGCCUUGCGCCCCAAUCCUGGAUUGCAUGCUUGACUGGAGUGAGCUGCUGGACGGUGCGUGGCACUUCGUCACCUUCUCCUGGCCUGGACACAACACGAAAAAACCCGCCAGCGUUGUGCUGGAGUACAGCAUCGAUGGAGAGCUGAAAAAGACCGAUUUUAAGUUGAAGCCUCUAGGCUCCAUGAAGCCUGAUUCUCCCUUUGUUCUCUUGGGUCACAGAGACCACUUAUCGUCAGCGUCAGACGCUCCUCCAGUGCCCCCAUGCAUCGACAGCUACGCUCUCACGAGCUUCACUCUAUUCGCAUGUCCUCGACUCGACAAAAUGACGAUUCUGCUCCUUAUGGCGCAUGGCAAGGAAGCUACCAAUUUCUUACCUCUGGAACAAGAAGAAACCUGCAGCCUCAUCAAGCGCUACAUAACUCCUAAAUUUGUUGAGUCGCUACAGCAAAGUUAUCCUCCGACCCCUGACAAGACUCUGGCUGAAAUGUUCGGCAGAUUUGUUCUGAACGCUUUCAAUUCGCUCAUUCCUUCACUGCUGUUCCACUACAACAGCAGCGACUCGGAAAACUUCCUCAGUUACUCGCCAAGCAACGUUUCGACUCAGGAAUCGCGGUGUGCUUACAACACGGCCGUACGUCGGCCCUGCUUGAUGUUCGACUUCCCCGUCUUGCCGCGUCGAGUGCAGCUUCUGCACCACGCGCUGCUGCAGCUCGGCGGUGCCUCGACGCUUCUUCACGUAUUGGUCAGGGUAGUGGAGCUGAAUACGCUGGGCUUUGACGGCCCUCGAUCCUUGAUAAAUGAAGACUUAUCUUCAGCUCGUUAUGGCGAACGCGGCAGCUCCCCGGACUUUUCGGAACUCUUGCAAUGGGCUGAAAUAAGUGUUCUACAUACACAGAUGCUUGAUAGCAGUUCUCCAAGUAACACCAACUGCGGUGCUACCAAGAGCCAGAAUUGGUGUCAGGCCAAGGCCCUGAAACUGCUGUUGUGGGCCGUCAAGGAAAGCCCUCAGAUCUGCCGACAGUUCCAUGCCAUGAACGGCACUGAACUGGUCAUGCGGCUCCUCUACAGCCCUAACAUGGACACCAGGCUUGAAGUUCUCAAGGCCGUGUUGGAAGAAUGCAUUUCUGAGCCCAUCAUCUGCUUGGACCGGAGCCACGACCUGCUGGGCCAUGUGGUUGGUCUCCUUAAUCAGCCCAGCCCUCGCGCGCUGCUCACCGACGCUCCCCUCUUCGCGCAGCUACUCACGCACUGGCACUACGUCGAGCUCCGCAAGCUCGAGCUGCGAGAGACCGCUUCGCCAUCGCCCAAAAACAGACUUCCCAACAAGCUGGCGUUGGACGGAUGCUACGGCAGCUGUCACAGCCUGGACGUCCUGCACCGCCUGGUGAGCUUCAUCUCGCAGGCUCCUGUGAACGCCUUCAGCGCCUUCAACGUCUGGCAGCUUCACCGCGUCGACGCCCUACACCUCAUCCUCACCAUGACCCAGGUUCUACUGGUGCUCGACUGGCCAGAGAUGCAGGUGUCGCCGCGCGUACUGCAGGCCACCGUCCAAUGCUUCGUGCCGCCUCGCGACUCCGACUCGCCGCUGCCCAGCUGGCGUGUGAGCACAGUUCGAGAAAUUGUUAACUACCUGGUGCUGAGGGUAGAGCCGUGCAGAGCGCUCGUCUGGCACUCCGCCAGCUGCACAGCCCGACUCCUACAGAUUUAUUCUUCGUCCUCGAAGCUUGCUGAGCCCUCUAAGACCCAGAAGUUGAUCAGAGAAAUAAUAGAGACUGAGUUAGCGGAGGAAGUCACAGAAGAACUGACGCGUGUCUUCCCAGUUUUAGAUGUCUCAGUGGUGGCUCAGGAGGGCAAAGGUCUCCUUACGAAGGAGGAUGCUGACAGGAUCAGUAUCUCGAGCAGUUCAUUUGAUACAUCGUCUGGGCAUAGCAUCCCUGCCUCACCACCUCAAGAAAACGUCCUAGAGUUGAAAGUGCAGGUAGAAACACCUUUUUCCGAUCCGGGCGAGAAAGUAGUCACCGAUUCUAACGACCCAGUUAUAUCAGCAACCGAACUUGGCUCCAACGCGGAUACAAAAAGACUCUCCUUUGAAGGUGCAGCUGGUACUACCGAACCAACAUGCGGCCCAACAGAACCCCUUCCGUCGUCUGGCAAGGGUUCAGGAUUCACCCAAUUCUCAGGCUCGCCACAAAGUUUGAUAAAUUCAGGUCGUUCAACUCCUCUUAUCUGGCCUCCCGCUACUCAACCCAACAAGAAGUUGGAUGCCAUCGACGCUUGCCUGAUAAAUGCGCUGCAUGGCUUCCUGAGGUCUCUGGACUCGAGGAAGCUGACUGACAUAGUCACGGAGUGCAUCAAGCCGAGUCAUCUAGCGCUCCUUGCUAACCAUGGAUCUGUGGACGUGAGGACUUCAGUCAUGAAGAUAUUCCGCAACAUAAUAUGCCGGAAAUCUAUCGCUCUCCGUAACAUGAGCGUCUUCAAGGAGCAUCUUAUGAUAGUCCACCAUCAACUUGCGUGUCGAGGUUCCUCCGACGAGCUCCUCAUGUCCUGCUACUACUUGGUCGUUUCGAAGCCUGGCCACGGCGUCGAGGCUUCAGAUUACGCUCUUAUAACGGAGAACCUUCGCACCGAAUUGAGAAGUCCUGCAAUUCAGGAUCACGUUUUGGAAACAUCUGCACCGUUGCUGGCGGUUCUUCCUAAAGUAGAUGGCCUGAAAUUCGAAGUGGUAGACAAGGUCCUCGUCUUCCUAUCUACUCUCAUAGAGGUUGGCACGUGCAACAGAGGCAAGCUUCUCACCAUGGAGAACCUCGGCGAGUCUCUAAUCCUCACUCUACAGUCGACUUCGAAGGAAGCUACUUUCCGCAGUACCUUAGUCAGCCACCCGAUCAUCGAUCUGUGUCGGUCACUACUGCUGCUAGGAGAUGAUAUGGCUGCCAAAGGCUUGGAUCUCAUAACCAAGCUGUUCCUGCUCUGCUCCAGCAGUGCGGGCAGAAUGCGGGGCGCUGCCAUCAACGUGCUAGAAGGCACCAUCAUCAACGCAGUGGUGUGCCUGCUGCGCGCAAUGAUGUCAGUCAGCAACAAAGUUAUCGCCAAGUCACUCAGUGGUCUGAAGCUUGGCAGGAAACGGGAGAGAACGGUUGUCGUUGAGGAAGCGGAGCACCGCAGCCUGUCUAUCUUCGCCGACUUGCAAACUCAGUAUGAGCUUCUCAUCAUACCAUUGUCGGAGCAGCUGGCGGCUACCAUUGACUCGGUCCUUCCUAAUCAAACUAGCUUCGUAUUGCGCACCAUUCGCAUCCUCAAGAUGGCAUCAAACUUCAUUCUCAAACUAGACUGGUUAAGUACGGACACUGGUAGCGGCAGCGCGCUGCCGCUUUUCUUGCUGGACCUGCAGUGCAAACUCUUGGUCUCCUGGGAUGAUUUGGUUGCCCACUCUGGCAGGCUGGGCUUUGUCAGCACCAGGACUAUGGAAAGUCAUCAAUUCGAGGUGUUGGGGCGGGAGUACGAACUGGAGAUGAGGUCAACGCUGCCUGAGCUGCUGUGUCUUCUCUCUAGCCCAACCGCCUCUCUCGCACACUUCACUGAACUGCUCAGGAGGCUUGCCAGAGACGUUAAAACUCUGCGUACCGUCUUGAUUUACACAAGAGACAGAUCUUGUCAGCUCUUCGACGUUCUUGGCUUCAACUUGGUCCAAAAGAGCAAGUCGCUGCAAGUCGGCUCUCAGGCUGCUUGUGACUGUGGUAAAGUCAUGGCGGCUUACGAAGCCAUCGGUCGCUGUUCCCUCAACCGCAGCGAUGCGACAAACACUGCCAACCCCGAGGCCUUGUUGAAUGAACACCUACAGCGCCGUCUAUACCUCGCCGACCUCGCGGUGUCCAUGGAUGUCAAAGACUGCAUUUCUUCUGCAGUCAGGGACCACGAGGCACACGCCAGAAUAAUUUCGGACGUUUACAAUAAAUUCCUCGUCAUACACGCUGGUCUGAAGAAACGCGUGCUGGAUGAAAUUUCUCAUUCAGAGAACAUUUACCGCGAUAUGACCAAGCAAUGGCUGCAGCUGAGCAAUGAUGCCUUCAGCGAUCAGUCCCCGUGGGGAGGUACGACGCCAUCUUGGUGGGAGCUACUCGACUACGAGAAUGACAACAGGACAAGAGGAUUGCUGGGACGAACUUUACUGAAAGUUCACCCCAAAUUCAUGAUGGAAGAAAGAAGGGGGAACGAGGACGUGCUGAAGUUAUCCUCUGAAACCGACUACGUCCCUGAACAACAUCAGCCUCUUUACACCGUGCUCAAAGACUCUGACUCCGAUCUGUUGCAUGGCGACAGAAUGAACUUAUUCUCGUGUGAUCACCACAAUGGCUUGAAUAUUAAAUUGACCUGCAAAGGCUGGAUAAUCAAGCCGGGCAUAGAUUGGCGGGGCACUAUAUUCAUUGCUGAUGGCAUCUACUUCCAGGGCGUUAAGACAGUUUGCAGCUACGGGAAGAAACUAGAUGUCAAAGUGGAAUCUUCUUUGUUUAUUCCUUCUGAGGAUAUUUCAGAUGUGCGGCGAAUGCGCUAUCAUCUCAAGGAAGUGGCAUUCGAGCUUCAACUCUCAGACCGUAAGUCUUGGCUCUUCGUCUGCAAUACUGAACGUGACCGCGAAAAAAUACUGGAAGAACUUCACCAAAUCAAUAAGAUUGAGUUCCCGCUGCACUUGAAAGAUCCGUUGGGGGAUGCCACGAAAGCUUGGCAAAGCCGAAAAAUGAGCAACUUCGACUAUUUGAUGACGCUCAACUCCCUAGCUGGGCGCACGUACAACGACUUGAACCAGUACCCGAUCUUUCCUUACGUCCUGGCCGACUAUACCUCAGACACGCUGGACCUAUCGAACGUUAGUUCAUACCGAGAUCUAUCCAAGCCAAUGCCUGUGCAGACUCCAGAAAGAGAAGAAUUGUUCCGCCAGAGAUACGAAAACAGCGCAGAGAUCUCUGUCGAUGGCUUCCAGCAUCACUACAGCAGCCUGUACAGCAACUGCGUAGUCGUGCCCAAUUACUUAGUAAGGUUACCGCCCUUCACGCUCUUCUUCCUACACUUCCAAGGCGGCAAGUUCGAUGAACCCGCCAGAACUUUCCAGGAUCUGGAGCAAACGUACAAUAAAAUUACAAGAGAUACCUUAGUGGACUUCAAAGAGGCUAUUCCAGAGAUGUACUACCUGCCGGAGAUGUUCUAUAACGGCGAGCGGUUGGACCUGAAAGCCCGCAGUGACGGCAGCGUUGUAGACCACGUCCUCCUGCCGAAGUGGUGUCGCGGUGACCGUAGAACGUUUGUACUGUGCCACAGAGCUGCUCUAGAGUCGCCGCAUGUUACAGCCAACUUACCGUCGUGGAUAGACUUGGUCUUCGGAUUCAAGCAAACCGGCCUGAGGGCCAAAGAAGCCAUAAACUUGUAUCACCCACAGGGCUACCCGGAGAACCAAGGAAGUGUCAGCAACGAGCGAGCCUGGCAAGAAGCCAUCUCAAUGUACGGCGAGGUGCCACGUCAGCUCUUCCCUACGGCGCCACACCCCAAGAUUUUGCCUGACCCGCAUGCCAAGCAACUCUACAUGCAGUUGUCGCACAACACGAGGCUCAUCGAGUGCCCUGUGAAGGGUCUCAAGCUGGAGAGCUUUGCGUUCUUCAACGACAUUGAUCACCUCUACCUGGCGAGCCCUGACCAUGACAGCGAGACUCUGGACGAGCACACGGCGCCCUUGAACACUGGCGACUUCAGCGACGUCUUCUACGCAGCUCCCAAGGGCGCCCUUGUUAUGAUUGAUCCGAGUGGAGGAACGCAUGUGCUGCAGGCCAGCGCAUCUGACGGCGUAGCCAGAGUCUGGUCACCAGGUCACGCCUGCGCCUACCCUGUCUUCUCCCUGCCACCCUACGCCAAGAUGACUUGCUGUGCUUACGAGGACGGCCAAGUCUGGGUGGGCACAAGCUGCGGUCUCCUUCUGCUCUUCAACCUGAGCUUCAGUGCUCCUGAGAGACGUCCGCUAACAACGCCAAAGAGCUCCAAGAAACCUCUGCGGAGAGUUGACGUUGCAGACGAGCUGGUGUACAGCGUGCUGUGCAGUUCUAGUUACGAGCUCCUCGGCGGCCAGUCUAGCGUCCUCACCCUGACGCUGUGUCCUCGCUACAACGUCGCCGUCACUGGCGACUCUUCCGGCAACUGCUUUGUCUGGGACGUGCGCCAGCCGCGACUGCUUCGUACGGUUGCUGCCUUCAAUACGGCGGUCGCAUGUUCGGCCGUGAGCAAAACUACAGGCGAUUGGGUGGUGGCCAGCCGUGCAGUCAGAAACGAAGGCUCUCCUGCACAUUCAGAUGUGAGCUGCAAGCUGCGCUUGUUCAGCAUGAACGGCGGUGCGGCGGCAGACGUUGUUUGCCCCGCGCCGGUGAUGAAGUUGGCUUAUUCCUGCCUCGUGGAGGGCCGCUCUGUCAACGUCAUCGCCGCCGUCACCACGGACCCAACCUGCAAUGUCAUCUUGUACAGUUCCUGGGACCUGACAAGUCUCGUCACCGUCACUGCUAGAACGAACAGUCUGGUUAGAAGCCUGGUAUGGUCGACUGACUGCUCCCAGCUACUGGUUCACUACAGCUGUGGUGGCUACCAAGUGUUUCAGUCAAAGUUGUCUGAACUCAGGAAACACAAACUAGCGUCCGUCAAGAUCAUUGAGGUCACGCCAGACUGCGCUCGUGCGUUUACGAACUACGUCAUUGAUGAGUGAAAUAACCUGUUGCCUUCAAUUCUGUGAAAAUUUGAAGUUCACACGUGCCUUAGUAUGCCUUCAACUUUUGGACUGGAUGGGAAUUUUGUCGGUUCAUCAGCGUUUUGGUAGAAGAGGCGUAACUAACGAAUCUCAAUGAAUUUAAGAAAAUGCUCUAUCUAUUUUGUUUGAAAAGACUAGUCUUAGCUUUUAAGAUAUAUUUUUUAGAAUUCUAUUAAUAAACUUUAUCAUUCCUUCGCAUCUAAUGCCAAAUAUUAUUACGCGUUCCAUGUCACAAGUGUUGGCACUCAAUACUGGUAUUGAUAGUUCUGAAAGUAAUGGAUCUGGUUGAUUGUUCUGAGAGUAUUUUGUGCGAUGAUGUUGUUGUUGCGUUUAUAUGGUUUAAAAUUUGUAAUAAAAAUUUUCAUAGAAA